ACCGAGAAACUGUCGACCUCAUCAAACGAAGACAAGAAAACAAACGCACCCUAGCGUUACUCUACUAUGCAGGAUUUACGGAAGAGCCGUCCCAGGCGUGGCAGAGGAACUUCCGUCUUUUACUGCUCAAAAUGACAGCGACUCUGCGCCCCUACCUGAAUGCUGUGAGGGCCACCCUGCAGGCCGCCCUCUGUUUGGAGAAUUUCUCCUCUCAGGUGGUGGAGCGCCACAACAAGCCUGAGGUGGAGGUCAGGAGCAGCAAGGAGUUGCUGCUUCAACCGGUGGUGAUCAGUCGUAACGACAAGGAGAAGGUGUUCAUCGAAGGGUCCAUCAACUCUGUCAGAGUCAGCAUUGCUGUGAAGCAGGCUGAUGAGAUCGAGAAGAUCCUUUGCCACAAGUUCAUGCGCUUCAUGAUGAUGAGAGCGGAGAACUUCUUCAUUCUGAGAAGGAAGCCAGUGGAGGGAUAUGAUAUUAGUUUCUUGAUUACCAACUUCCACACGGAGCAGAUGUACAAACACAAGCUGGUGGACUUUGUCAUCCACUUCAUGGAGGAGAUUGACAAGGAGAUCAGCGAGAUGAAGCUGUCCGUUAAUGCCAGGGCCCGAAUUGUUGCAGAAGAAUUCCUCAAGAACUUCUGAUGACGGCAGCGUUCUUGGUGUCGUACCAGCCUGGGAUCAAUCAAAGGGCCAAUCUGCACACAAAUAGAAACCCAAAAGAUGAGACAUAGAUGUAAUCUGGCACCCUUUGCAGCAAUCUCAGCUAGUUCCCUGUACCCCUGAAUAUCAAUUCCUGUAUAUAAGGAAAUAUUUAGCAGUAUCGUUUUCAGCCACUCUGAUCAAAUCCCCAAACAAAGGCGGGUCCUUAAAGUAUUAGUCAAGUUGAUAACCACGAGUACAGGGGCACUGAGGGCUUGAUGCUGCGAAGGUCAGCCUCCAGGGUUUUCUAUUUUGUGUCAAUCUGUCACUGUCGUUUCAAAUUUGUCCCAAAACUCUCUGACUAGGGUGUGCAUUUUGAAAAGGAACUAUGUUUCAUGACAUCAAAUGGAGAAAGAGAUGUCAGCAAAACAUCACAAAUAUGACAAUGUAAGAAAAUUGUGGAAGAGAAUAAAAGUCAGUUGUUUUAUACUUAGAAAAA
Molecule: messenger RNA, 1134 nt
Organism: Oryzias latipes (Japanese medaka)
Lineage: Eukaryota; Metazoa; Chordata; Actinopteri; Beloniformes; Adrianichthyidae
Product: actin-related protein 2/3 complex subunit 4
Biological process (GO): Arp2/3 complex-mediated actin nucleation; actin filament polymerization
Cellular component (GO): Arp2/3 protein complex; actin cytoskeleton
Molecular function (GO): actin filament binding
Source: RefSeq, a predicted model, not a curated record